AUGAAUACAUUACCAAGUUCUUCGAGACAUCAUCAUACUCCCAUCCGUGAGUUACCCAGACACGACAGAACUGGUAGCAUUAUAAGUAACGCAGCUACCAGUGAUCAACAUGCUGGCCAAAGUGGCUCCAGACAUCACAUCCAUGGUCUUAGCUUCGACCCAGCUUCUUACGAUUAUGAUGAAGAAGACGAUGGCCGGAAUAGCGAUGAGGAUUCCGAAGGCGAGCCUGCCUCUAACGAUAUGGAGUUCUGGCUUCAACGAUGUUCGAUCUGCUUUGAUGCAUAUCUAGACUUUUGCCUUGAGUGCUGUCGUGACCAAUUCUGUCAUGACUGUUUCCAGCGGUAUGUUAAGGAGGUUGUCAGCAACUCUUGGGGUCUUAAUGUGACAAAAAUCAAAUGUCCUGUUUGUCAAGACACAAUACCGUUUACUGAAUGGUCAAAGUACGUUGACCAAGUAACACUUAAACAAUAUCUACAGUACAAUCAGCCAUACCGCUCAUUCUCACGUUUCUGCAAUGAAUGCGAGCAUGAAAUGAUCAUUUCAAAAGUUAACCCUGCUGUCAUAAAC
Molecule: messenger RNA, 567 nt
Organism: Lobosporangium transversale
Lineage: Eukaryota; Fungi; Mortierellomycota; Mortierellomycetes; Mortierellales; Mortierellaceae
Exons: 3
Source: RefSeq, a predicted model, not a curated record